AUGGCCGACGACCAGACUUCGGCCGCCAUCAAGGAUGAGGAGUUCGAGAACAAGAAGCAGGCUACCUCCUCGCUCAAGUCGUUCCUCUCUGGUGGUUUCGGUGGUGUCUGCUCCGUUCUCGUUGGACACCCAUUCGAUUUGACCAAGACACGUCUGCAAACCGCUGCUGACGGCAAGUACACUGGUGGUUUGGACGUUGUGCGAAAGACGAUCAAGGCUGAUGGUAUCAAAGGAAUGUACCGUGGUAUGGGCCCACCUCUGGUCGGUGUUACACCCAUCUUUGCGCUCUCCUUCUGGUCUUACGAUAUGGGCAAGAAGCUCGUUUACGCCAUGACACCAAACCGAACCGACCCCAAGCUCUCCAUCCCUGAGCUCGCCUUUGCCGGUUUCUUCAGUUCCAUCCCCACCACCAUGGUCGCAGGUCCAGCGGAACGUGUCAAGGUUCUCCUCCAGCUUCAGGGCCAGGGCACAACCGGUGGGCCCACUUACAACGGUCCCGUCGAUGUCGUCCGUCAACUGUACAAGGAGGGUGGUCUAAAGUCGAUCUUCCGUGGUACCGGUGCUACUCUCGCUCGUGACGGUCCAGGAAGCGCUGCCUACUUCUGUGCUUACGAAGCUUCCAAGCGUCUCUUGACACCUGCCGGUCAGGACCCUCAGCAGCUCAACUUCCUCAAUGUGCUCACCGCAGGUGGUCUUGCAGGUAUGGCCAUGUGGGCGCUCGCUAUUCCUCCCGAUGUCAUCAAGUCGCGCUACCAGGGUGCUCCUCACGGUACUUACAGCGGUUUCCUCGACUGCGCCAAGCAGACCGUUGCCAAGGACGGCAUGAAGGCUCUUUUCAAGGGUUUCGGCCCUGCUAUGGCUCGUGCUUUCCCCGCCAACGCUGCCACUUUCCUUGGUGUCGAGGUCUCGCUCCAGGCCAUGAACAAGAUGUUCUAA
Messenger RNA from Ustilago hordei, 936 nucleotides. Its product is annotated as putative carnitine/acyl carnitine carrier. The coding region runs from base 1 to 936 and encodes 311 amino acids. NCBI's taxonomy places the organism in Eukaryota, Fungi, Basidiomycota, Ustilaginomycetes, Ustilaginales, Ustilaginaceae. The record is from RefSeq and is a predicted model, not a curated record. The transcript is spliced from 2 exons. Gene Ontology annotation, biological process: carnitine transmembrane transport; mitochondrial transport. Gene Ontology annotation, cellular component: mitochondrial envelope. Gene Ontology annotation, molecular function: O-acyl-L-carnitine transmembrane transporter activity.